AUGGCUGGACAGGGUGACAAUCUGUCAACUUCACUGACGCUGGGGCUGAGCCUGUUGGCUGCUACCAUGACAAUCAUUACCGCAGGAAGCGUGGGCCUCGUAGGUUUCAUGUUGGGUCGCCAGCUACCGCAGCAAGAAAAGAUCAAGAGCGGGCUCAGCAGGAAACAGCAGUCACACGAGUCUACGUCAAUGGAGCAGAAGCGCCGCUUGCGUAUUCCCAGUGGCACAGCGAGUGAAGACGUAAAGAUUUCGGAUAGAAAUGCUAUUGUGGACGUGCGUAUAUCCGGUAUCCGGCCGCUUAUUCCACCGGCCAUUUUGCUCGAGGAGAUUCCACUCACUCCAAAGAUUGUACAAACGAUUACACGAAGCCGUCAGGAUUUGGCCAACAUUUUACGUCGUCUGGACGGUCGUCUUGUGGUAGUAGUGGGGCCUUGCUCCAUCCACGACACGGAUGCUGCUAUGGACUAUGCUAAGCGUCUGCUGGAACUAAAGAAGGAGCUGAGUAAGGAUUUGCUCAUCAUUAUGCGCGUAUACUUUGAAAAGCCCCGCACGACUGUUGGCUGGAAGGGUCUGAUCAAUGACCCGGAUCUGGAUGGAUCAUUUAACAUUAACAAGGGGCUGCAUGUGGCGCGUGAGCUGCUGGCUGCUAUUAACGAGCUCGGGCUACCGGCUGGCUGCGAAUUUCUGGACACCAUGUCACCGCAGUUCAUCUCAGACCUGGUCAGCUGGGGUGCCAUUGGUGCCCGCACCACCGAGUGCCAGCUGCACCGUGAGCUCUGCUCGGGUCUUUCCAUGCCCAUCGGCUUCAAGAACGGCACGGGCGGCGAUCUACAAUUGGCUGUAGACGCCGUCGUGGCGGCUAAGCACGCGCAUUGCUUCCUCAGCGUGAGCUCGCAGGGUCUUGCCGCUAUCGUCAACACCUCAGGCAACGACAUGUGCCACUUGAUCCUCCGUGGCGGUAAAUCGGGCCCCAACUUCGAGAAGGAGCACGUUGAUGAUGCCUCUGCUCGCAUGCUCAAAGCAAACCUGGUAGAUAAUGUCAUGGUAGACUGCUCACACGGCAACUCGCAGAAAAAGCACAAGAACCAGGUCACAGUGGCGGCCAAUAUCGCCGACCAACUGCGCGCCGGUGACGACCGCAUCGUCGGCGUGAUGCUCGAGUCUUAUAUUGAGGAAGGGAAUCAGCCUCUGAGUCCGGGCAAGCCUCUCGUGUACGGCAAGAGUGUGACGGACGCCUGCAUGGGGUGGGAGAUGACCGUUGAAGUGCUGCGCAACCUGGCUGCUGCUGUGCGUGAGCGCCGGGCUAAGAAUCACCAGUAA
Molecule: messenger RNA, 1320 nt
Organism: Peronospora farinosa
Lineage: Eukaryota; Oomycota; Peronosporomycetes; Peronosporales; Peronosporaceae
Source: the annotation of a GenBank genome assembly